This is a messenger RNA of Cavia porcellus (domestic guinea pig), 2196 nucleotides long. It is a transcript of the gene Phospho1, whose product is annotated as phosphoethanolamine/phosphocholine phosphatase 1. NCBI's taxonomy places the organism in Eukaryota, Metazoa, Chordata, Mammalia, Rodentia, Caviidae. Gene Ontology annotation, molecular function: phosphatase activity. The record is from RefSeq and is a predicted model, not a curated record. The coding region runs from base 758 to 1630 and encodes 290 amino acids. The transcript is spliced from 7 exons. Gene Ontology annotation, biological process: bone mineralization involved in bone maturation.
CGGCUGCUGCAGCUGCCGCAGCGCUGGCCGCGGCUCGGGCUCCGGCUCCCGGGCAUUUAAAGGGGACGCGGUGGCAGCGGCGGCCGGCGGCGGGAGCAGGGAUGGGGGGCAAGUGGAGAGGACUGUCUAGACACACGUCACCCACAGUCCCUGGGGCCCAGAGGGUAUCGUGAGCUGAAGCCCAGGAAUCCGGGGGUGGCUAAAACAUCGCGUCCCCCAAUCCCGCAAGCACCCUUGCGCCCACAAACCCUAACUGCCCCCCAGUCCUUAGCCUCCCAGCUCAGCCGGGACGGACCCCACCACGCCGCCCCACCUGCCACCUCCCUGCCCCGGACUCGGAUCCUCUCUCAGCCUGGCCACCAAGGAGGGACAGCCCAGAGACCCUGGGGUGACCGCCAAAGAACUGGACAACGCAGGACAAAGCUCCAGGAGGCUGGCCUCGAACUUGUAGUGAUCCUCCUGCCUCAGCCUCCAAGUGCUGGGGUUCCGGAUGUGCUGGGAUUAACAGGCAGUCACCAGGAGCUGACAACUAGAAGACCGGAGUCCCUAGAGCUGGUGCCCAGCGUGACCCAGCAACCAUGAGCGGGUGUCUUUCAGUCUCCAGCCUCCGAUGCCUAACUAGGGUGUGCUGUGGCCUGGCGCGGGAGGCUCCCACCUCCCCCCGCUCUCCUGCUGCCCGCUUGCUUCGGACUCUGGCAGGACUCCCCCUUGCUCACCCGCUCCUCCUGGGGAACUGGCAAGUGAUCCGGGGUCUCCAAUGUGCCAGCGCCCCUGGCGGCGGCCUGCUAACCAGCUCCUCCUCCUCCCGGGCCGGCUCGCGCCGCGCCCCCUCUCGCUUGUCCCCUUCUCCUCCUGUCCCCCCUGCUCCCAGGACGGCAGGAUGGCCGCCCAGGGCGCGCCGCGCUUCCUCCUGACCUUCGACUUCGACGAGACCAUCGUGGACGAGAACAGCGACGAGUCCAUCGUGCGCGCCGCGCCGGGCCAGCAGCUGCCCGCCAGCCUGCGCGCCUCCUGCCGCGAGGGCUUCUACCACGAGUACAUGCAGCGCGUGUUCCGCCACCUGGCCGAGCAGGGCGUGCGGCCGCGGGACCUGCGCGCCGUCUACGAGGCCAUCCCGCUGGCGCCGGGCAUGGGCGAGCUGCUGCAGUUCGUGGCCAGGCAGGGCCCCAGCCUGGAGGUCAUCCUCAUCUCCGACGCCAACACCUUCGGCGUGGAGAGCAGGCUGCGCGCCGCCGGCCACCUCGGCCUGUUCCGCCGCAUCCUGAGCAACCCGUCAGCGCCCGACGCGCGGGGACAGCUGGCCCUGCGCCCCUUCCAUGCGCACGGCUGCACGCGCUGCCCCGCCAACAUGUGCAAGCACCGCGCGCUCGGCGACUACCUGCGGGAGCGCGCGCGCGACGGCGUCCACUUCGAGCACCUCUUCUACGUGGGCGAUGGCGCCAACGACUUCUGCCCACUCGGGCUGCUGGCAGCCGGCGACGUGGCCUUCCCGCGCCGCGGGUACCCCAUGCACCGGCUCAUCCUGGAGGCGCAGAAGGCCGAGCCCAGCUCCUUCCGCGCGAGCGUGGUGCCCUGGGACUCAGGCUGCGACGUGCGCCAGCACCUGGAGCAGGUGCUCAAGGGGUGCUGAGCCGGCCGGGCAGGGGGGCCCCCCGAAGAACAGCAGAGACCCCCUCUCCUCUGUCCCCUUGCUCAUCUGUGCCGCUGCGUCCCUCGGAGGGCGGGAAGCGGGUCUAGAGCCCUCGCUGUCUAUGCAGUUACCCCAGCCCGGUUGCCUCGCCCUGUUCCAUGCCAAAUGGUUCUGGGAUCUGGCUCCGGGAGAGGCAUUUCCAAAGCACCUCGUUUUCUGAACUGAGAGAAGCGGGGAGAAGGGGCAUCUCCUUCCUCAUAGCUUAAACUGCCGGAUCUGGAGGCGCAUGCUUGUCGUUCCAGCAUUCGGGAGGCUGAGGCAGGAGGAUCUCUGAAAGCUCUAAACUGGCCUCAGCUGCAGGGCUUUCAGCUUUGACUGCUGCCUUGGGCUUCAAAGCCUCUCCGUCUUCUCUCAAGAGAUCCUCAGGACCCCCAGUUCCUCGAAACCCCCUCCAUCCUGCUUCAACCAACCCUGCACAAUUUCUGUGCUUGCUAUGCCUUCUUGCCUUCCGCCCCACCAUCCCAGCCCAGCACCCGUGGGAGGAAAUAAAGCCAGGAGACACCGUC